AUGUCGAAUGCAGAGGAACAAAAGCAAGCGGCCCUUGAAGCGUUAAAAAAUCGCAUCGGGAGAAGGAAAGAAACACCAUUGACAGUAGCUGUAAUUGGGGCACCCGGAGUAGGAAAGUCUUCCUUCCUCAACACAAUGAUCACCAGCAUAACUGGAGAAUAUCGAGAGUGGGCCAGGACAGGAGAUUCUGGUGGAACUGGAAAACCAAUCACUUAUCGUCUACAAUGGCUACCUGUGACAAAGUAUGAAAGCAUCGUCGACGAUAACACCCUGGAAUAUAAUUUUCCAAACUUCUUGGAUAUAGCAGGAUUUGAAGAUACUGAUGAUGAAAUGACACAAGAGCUUCUAAAUCUCAUAUUCUAUGGGAGAAUUCCAUAUAACAUACCGCUCUUUAAGGUUGCAGAAGAUAUCAGAAAAUAUGGACGGUGGUACACUGAUGCGAAAUAUCCAGUUACCCCAGAAAGUAAGAAGAUCGACAGGAUAAUUUUCAUUGCUUCAGCAACAAAUCCUAAUUUACCGACACAACUCAUGAAAGCUGUAUCUUCAGUACAGUGGAGAAAAAGAGAUAUUCCACUAUUUGGUGUAUUGACAAACAAAGAUAGAAGGACCGAAAAUGAAGAAGAUUUUGAUCAGUUUGAGACUAAGUUCAAAACAACGCUUGGGCUGUCUCAUUUACAUUAUUUUCUUUGCACGAAUUACUGUGAUGAUAAUAUAGAAGAAAUUCGAUCAGGGACAGCAAAGAACAAUCCAGAAUUAGACGUACCUAUUCUGAAAUUCUUGAAACAGGUUCUAGAUCCAGUGCUGGAGAAUGUUGAUAUUCAUAGGGAGGUUGGAAUAACAUGGCAGAAUAUAGUGGAAUGGUUGCACACGCUGUGGGCUGCAUUACAGAACACAAAUAGACAGCAGUUUACCAUCAUUGUUGUUAUUUCACUUGUUUUGGUCGUUCUGACCUUGUUAUUGUUUUAAUCUAUAUAUUACGGAAGCCCAAUAGUGCAAACCAAAAAUUAUAAAGAAAAACGAAAUAUU
Molecule: messenger RNA, 1026 nt
Organism: Saccostrea echinata
Lineage: Eukaryota; Metazoa; Mollusca; Bivalvia; Ostreida; Ostreidae
Exons: 5
Coding region: 1-966 (321 amino acids)
Molecular function (GO): GTP binding
Source: RefSeq, a predicted model, not a curated record